Molecule: messenger RNA, 1433 nt
Organism: Camponotus floridanus (Florida carpenter ant)
Lineage: Eukaryota; Metazoa; Arthropoda; Insecta; Hymenoptera; Formicidae
Gene: HemK1
Product: hemK methyltransferase family member 1
Exons: 5
Coding region: 244-1305 (353 amino acids)
Biological process (GO): protein methylation
Cellular component (GO): mitochondrion
Molecular function (GO): protein methyltransferase activity; nucleic acid binding
Source: RefSeq, a predicted model, not a curated record
UAUGCAUUUUCUUAUUCUUUUUGCAUAUGAGAUUGCUUCAUCUUGUCGUAUAGUCGAUAAACGUACAACUGAUUUUCAUCUCGCCAGUUGGCAGCAGUUUCUCUACAUAAUAGAACUUAAAAUACGUGUAUAAUUCCCGAUGAAUCUCUAACAUGGUCUAUCAGCUCAUGGCACAACCUCAAUAACAUCUGGUAACCUCUCAAGUCUGUAUUUUGCAGUUUUCACAGCAUCUAAUGAAAUAUCAUGUGGUGUCGGAGUAUCUUGAAGACGCGCGCUGUCUUCAGUAAUCCGUCCAUAUCUACCUAUGUGCAAUGUUUGACAAUUAACAGUCCCAACUUUGUUACGUUGAGACAUCCAGUGCGACGAUCGUUCAGUUCGAACGCAUGUGACUAUACCGUCGGUGAUAUUAUUGAUCAAUGGAGUCGCCGAUUUGAGAACGAAGGCAUAACGGAGCCAGUAGAAUCGAUAGAACACAUAGUGGCGCAUGUUAUAGGAACUAAGAAGAUAAUAGAUAUUUUGAACGUCAGGAAUAAUCGACUUAAUGCAAAUCAAAUCGAAAAAUUGGAAUCGAUGUGCGAAUGUCGGUUAUCGAGAAUGCCAGUUCAGUAUAUUAUUGGCGAGUGGGAUUUUCGAGACAUCACCGUGAAACUUGUGCCACCGAUUUUCAUUCCUCGUCCGGAGACAGAAAUAUUGGUAGAUUUUGUGUUGAAGAGACUGAAUUCGUUGCAACUCGAUAGUUGCGAAAUCCUGGAAAUUGGUUGCGGCUCAGGCGCAAUAUCCUUGGCUCUCGCUCAUGCUUGUGAAAAGAUCAAAUGCACAGCGAUUGACACGAGCCCUUAUGCGUGCGAUUUAACUAUAAUAAAUCGGGAUAAAUUGAACUUGGCAAAUCGAGUCACAGUGAUACAUGCAACUCUAAAGUCAGAUGCAACUGUUGAAGUUUUUAAGGAAUUGAAUGGCGCCAGUGACAUGGAUCUAAAUUUAAGAUUGUUUGAUUUUGUAGUCAGUAAUCCGCCUUACGUGCCGACAAAACACAUAUCAAAAUUGCAACCCGAGAUAAGAAUUUACGAGGAUCUCAGGGCAUUGGAUGGCGGCGAUGAUGGACUAAAAAUAAUCAAACCGCUCCUAAAAUAUACUGCCAAAGUGUUAAAACCUGGUGGACGUCUCUUUUUAGAAGUUGAUCCCACUCAUCCUGAAUAUAUACAAUUUUUCACAAAUAAAUAUCCCGACUUUAAACUACAUCACGAACAUACAUACAAAGAUUUUUGUAAUAACGAUCGUUUCGUUGAAGUGGUGAAAGCUGCCUGAAGAUGUGAUAUUACAUUCAUGUCACAUUUUACUGUUCCGAUUAAAUCAAUUUUAUAUAUAAUUAUUUUUUGUACAUAUAUGUAUAUAGAAUAGAUAUAAUAAAAUGACCACGCGCAUUAUACAUACAA